UAAUUGCGGUUUUGGUUGUUAUCAUCACUUCUUCGACACUAUCUGAUCCACAUUUUACCAUAUAUUGAGUGUGACUUCAGUUGACAUCUACUUCUUAUUAGACAUUCAUUGUUAUACUUCAGUAACCAUUAAUUGGAUCAACUCUUGACACAGUCAUUAACACCAGUGCCAACUGACACACACAGACAAUGCCGGCGCCACGCGAUGGACAUAUCGUGAAGAUUGCGGUCGAAAUGGACACAAGUUUCUCCGGAAACUAUAUGCCGCAACUUCUGGAGUUCGACCAAAACCGUCCGCUUUCAGCCAUCAUCCAAGACCUGUGCGCCGUCUGGUCUCUCCAAGAAGCCGAGCACUACUCCCUGCAGUUCAACGACGCGACCAACGCCUACAUCACCGAACGGAACCGAAAUGAGAUCAAAAACGGCGCCGUCCUGAGGAUCACGUACUCGCCCUCGAGGACGGCUCAAGACAUUCUCGACAAACUCCAGUUCGAGUCAUCCGAGUCCCGGUUCGCCACAUAUAAACGUCUCGUCAAAUUGUCCACUGAUUACACCUUCGCUCUCGAGUUCAUCAACAAAUCCGGUCUUCAGUUUGUGAUCGACUCCAUCGAGAAGGACGAGAUCGCGGCCAACGAUGGCUUCGCGUUCGCGUUGGAGAGCUUCGUGGAGCUCAUGAAUCACGCGAUCAUAUCGUGGUAUGAC
Oppiella nova is the source of this 701-nucleotide messenger RNA. The record is from the annotation of a GenBank genome assembly. Lineage: Eukaryota; Metazoa; Arthropoda; Arachnida; Sarcoptiformes; Oppiidae.